Opisthorchis viverrini is the source of this 420-nucleotide messenger RNA. RefSeq lists its product as hypothetical. The coding region runs from base 1 to 420 and encodes 139 amino acids. NCBI's taxonomy places the organism in Eukaryota, Metazoa, Platyhelminthes, Trematoda, Opisthorchiida, Opisthorchiidae. The transcript has 3 exons. The record is from RefSeq and is a predicted model, not a curated record.
AUGUCGAAACGAAAACACAUGUUCUUCCCCGGCAGUCUGAAUGCCACAUGGCGCACCGACUCCAAGAGAACCAAGACCUACAGGAUGUACGGAGCAAUUUCGCUAUUAUGGUCGCUCUCAGCUAAUCACGAACAUGGCAAUGAACGCUCGUCACUGAUUGGUUCAUUUGGAGCAGUGAUGGCACGUGCUGAAAUUGUGGCCUUCCGAGACGAAGGUCGACAUGGACGAACUAAAGAUUAUCUCAAAGGUUCAUUCACUUUAUCUUCUUAUCCCAUAUCGAUGAGGCUCGUAAAGCCGACGAAAAAAUACAAAAACGCGCACCUGUACAGUUUCACGCAGUAUAAACGUGGUCACGUGUUUCGACUCUCUUCUGAUUUCGCUCACGCCUACAGCGGUCAUUUCGCGAGCCUCAUGUGCUAA